Phyllopteryx taeniolatus (common seadragon) is the source of this 2431-nucleotide messenger RNA. RefSeq names its product pannexin 3 (gene panx3). The coding region runs from base 564 to 1727 and encodes 387 amino acids. Gene Ontology annotation, molecular function: channel activity. The record is from RefSeq and is a predicted model, not a curated record. NCBI's taxonomy places the organism in Eukaryota, Metazoa, Chordata, Actinopteri, Syngnathiformes, Syngnathidae. The transcript has 4 exons. Gene Ontology annotation, biological process: positive regulation of interleukin-1 production; monoatomic cation transport.
CAAAUAACAUGGAAAUGUUACAGAAUGGACAUUAAGUGUUCUUAGCCACCAAAAAAAGUUGAAACGCUCAUUGCAUAGAUUAACCAUGGUGUGUGUGACAAUGCAAUUCCUUGGUACAAAAGAGUGAAGCCUUUUGUUCUCUGCCGCUUGUUCUGCUCUGCUGAAGACAUUGGCUCCCAGCCAGGAAGUCCCACCCGUCACCACGAGGCGUGGAAGACGCGCUGAAACGGGCUAGGCCCGGGCGAACCUUCCCUGCCGCGCCGACGAUCACGGACGGCAGAGUUAUUCUGCCAGCUCCCCAAAACUAAACUUGUGUGUGCGGGUGAGUCACCACUGACAGGAAUCCUGGCAGGCUCAAGUUUUCUCUGAGCAUGUGACGAACAACGUCACCCAAGCGCUUCGGCCACUGGCUCUUUUGCGUCACCUUUUUUCUUUUUCCUCCUUUUUCUUCAAAUCAACCUGUCGGCGCCCUUACCCAGCCAUCGGGAGGAUCAACCCACCUACCUAAAUCCUUUCCUGUGAAAUGCCCACAGAUUAGCUGUUUUCCUCCCAGCAAUUUCACAAUGAAGCAGGCCAGCUAUGUGGAUACGUACUGCUGGGAUUCCCUCAUGCAUCACGAGUUUGAUAGCAAUGGGAACUUUGAGGAGCGCUCCCUUUGGGUACACAAAAUGUUCCCAUAUUCUCUUCUGGCUAUGGCAGUGUUAAUGUAUCUGCCGGCUCUCAUCUGGCGCCAGCUUGUUGUGCCUUCGCUCGGCUCAGACCUGCUAUUCAUAAUUGAUGAACUAGACAAGUCGUAUAACCGCUCAGUUCGAUUGGCUCAGACCAUCCUGGAUUUGCGCCAAAAUACCAAGAACCCAUUAACAUUUCAGGCAGAACUGCACAGAGCCAAGAGGAAGCGAUACUUUGAGUACCCCCUCCUGGAGAGAUACAUGCAGUGCAAGCAAAACUCCUAUUUCCUCGUGAGCAUGCUUUUCCUGCGGGGCUUCCUCCUGCUGACCUUCAUGACGGCUGCCUGUCUUUAUCUUGCCUACUUCCACCUGUCCGCCUUCCUGCAGGAUGAAUUCAGCUGUUUUGUGCGUAGCGGCAUGCUACGCGAUCAAAACUGGAUUCCUGAGCUGGUUCAAUGUAAAAUGAUAGGCCAGUUGGUCUUUCAGGUGAUAAGUGUAGCCAAUGGUGCCAUCUAUGUUCUGUUAGCACCAAUUGUCCUCUUCAGUAUCAUUAGGCUCUUUGUUUGGGACACCACCUUCAUCUCCGUAUAUGAGGUCCUUCCAGCCCUGGAUCUUCUCAACCAACGCAGGCUAGGGUGUCCCCUGAAUGAUCUCAAUGUGCUCUUGCUCUUCCUACGGGCCAAUGUUGCACACCUAAAGUCAUAUGGGAAGGUUAGGGCUUUGUGCUCUCUGGCACCGCCGAUGGUUGGUCAGACUACAGUAGGACAAGGACUGAAUGCAAUGCUGAGCCAAGAGGAGAUUGAAGAAAGGGAGGAGGCCGCAAUGGAGUUGGCAGAGGAGGUGCAGGAAGCCAAAGAGGAAGGGAAGUUCAACCUUGUGGAUAUCAUGACUAUUCUGGGAGCGGCGCAGGGACGAAUUGUAAACUGCAACGAACAGAGGCCAAUGGUGGAGGAGAAUAUGAGUUUUGGUACCGUAACACUGAUCUACACACUCAAACGCAUUCUACUAGUGGCUAUUUUCACCUACAUCAUUUGGGAUGUACAGAAAAUCAUUAAGUGAACUUUAUAACCAAUCAAUGUUCUAAAAACAUGUACAUUAUAUACAAGUGAAUUAAUUGUUCUGCACAAUUGUUAGUCUGUAUUUUUCUGCUUUAUUGUAUUCCACAAUUCCAUACUGAAUCACCUCUAUUUGUCAAACCACUGGUGAAUGUAGAAGAGAUGGAAUUGUAGUAAUUCCUACUCCUAACUACCUUUCUGUCUCUUCGCAGAGCCAAACCACCAGGGGUACCAUGAGUUGAAGGAGACUGCACCAUUUAGUCAUUACUAGGCCUCCUAUGGACUGUAUCAAUGUGAAAACUUGUGAAGGAAGGUUUUGGACACUCUAAAUUAGUACUAUAUCCACAAAGCGUGUGACACAAAUUAAAGUUUUGUCUCAAGAGUCAUGUGGUUUAAGUUAUAAUUACCAAUAAAUUAAGUUAUAAUUACCAAUUACUAAGUUGUAUUGAGAAAAAUGACAUUGUUUUUCUUUUAUCCCUGUCUCUCAGCUACUCAAAACUACCACACAGAGAAAAACUCGGUCAUAUCUAAUUGAUUGUAUUGUGCAGAAAAACAACUACGGGUGCAAGUUUAAGUCAAAUAGAGGAACAUAAACUUAUUCAGAAUUGUACUUGCUUUCACGCAUUAACUUUUAUGAAAUAUGUCCAAUUAUUAUGUGAAUUUAAACUGUGUAUUUAUAUUAUUCUAAAUAAACACUAUUUGAGUCCA